Aspergillus alliaceus is the source of this 2655-nucleotide messenger RNA. Its product is annotated as putative anaphase-promoting complex subunit Apc5. NCBI's taxonomy places the organism in Eukaryota, Fungi, Ascomycota, Eurotiomycetes, Eurotiales, Aspergillaceae. The transcript is spliced from 7 exons. Gene Ontology annotation, biological process: anaphase-promoting complex-dependent catabolic process; protein K11-linked ubiquitination; positive regulation of mitotic metaphase/anaphase transition. The record is from RefSeq and is a predicted model, not a curated record. Bases 121 to 2436 code for a protein of 771 amino acids. Gene Ontology annotation, cellular component: anaphase-promoting complex.
CUUAUUUUAACGCGUCGCCGCGCAAAUUCGACACUUCACAUUGUCAAGGUGGGUUGUCCAUACUUUUCCUCUUUGGCAUUACCAAUUAGAAAAACAAGAGAUGGACCGUAUGUAUACACAAUGAGUCGCUACCUCACGCCAUCCAAGGUUGCAUUACUGUGCCUCAUCUCUAUCUACACAGAAGGGGUUGUCCCCAACUCCUCGGCUGUCCAUAUUCUCUCAUUCUUGGUCGCGUGUCUAAGUCCUUGGGACUGCGACCCAAGCUCUUCGCCCCCAGAAUGGAAGUCUCUUUGCUCAGUAUCUAUAGUGGACCUUGAACGAGCUUUGGCUACCCAGUCAUCAUCAAUCCCUGGUCGCUCAAUUUGGGACUUGUUUCUCAAAAAGGUUUGGUCUAUUGAUUCAUGCGAUGGACUAGAAGUAUUCUUCUCCAAUGUGUUAGACAUGUUGGCCAAGUCGCGGGAGGAGCAGAUCCGCGACAGAGACAACGGCUUGGCUCCGGGGGUAGGCUGUAUGCGUCUCUCUCGGUGUUCGCCACUGGGAGCGUUUGUGAGACGAGCCCAACUUGAAUUUACAAGGCUCCAAUUUCAUGACUCAGUUAAGCUCUGGAAGGGGCUUGUCCAGUAUCGCCUCCCCACUUACCACGCAUGGGCAAAGCGAAAUCCGUCCGAUGAACAGGCUAUGGUUGAUAUGAACCUACUUGAGCUUGGUUUAGACACUAGUAGUCAACUUGCUCAGGUGGCAUACGGUAACGUUCACGUCGACUCGGAGGAGGACAGCUAUAUCAGCACAAAAGACGUGGAACUCUUGCUGGAGUUCCAAAUUAGCGAGCUACAACGAAUGGGAGGUAGAGUGCCGGAUGGCAUGAAACUGCGCCUACAACGCAUUAUUGCAUCUGGAGUGACACUUCCCAACCUGGUGCACUACUUAAGAUUCUUGGACGCUUGGAGGGCUGGAGAUUACCCAUCAUCGUUUGACAAUCUUCAUCGCUACUUCGACUAUACGAUGCAUAGUAGGGAUCGAAGCUCUUAUCAAUACGCUUUGUUGAAUUUAGCUAUUCUUCAAGCGGACUUUGGUUGCUACGGGGAAGCUGUAUCUGCGAUGCAGGAAGCUGUUUCUAUUGCCCGAGAAUCUCAUGAUAUGAACUGUCUCAAUUUCUGCAUGAGCUGGUUAUAUCACUUCGGCAAAGCUUUUCCAGAACAUAUGGAGGAUGUUCAAAACACAGGAAUGCUUGGAAACGAGAAGGAAGGCCUAACUUUUCUCAAGGCGAAAGCGAAAGAGACAGAAAUGUGGAGUCUCUUGAGUACAACCUUACUAAGUGAGGCCAAACUAGAACUGCAGAAUGGUGAGAGCCUUGCCUCUUCCAUGGAAAACAUAAUCCGAGCGUCGCACCUUAAUGUAGUCAAGAACCUUGCGAAUUCAACCGGGCCACAGCUUCUACUACAAACUACGCUUUAUGCCAGAAUCGGCAUUACACAUAUGGCAUUGUUAAGUUGCGAAACCUUCCAGGAAUGCUACGCAACCAAAGCACCGUUUGAAGAUUUUCUAAAGAGCACCUUCCGCAGCUCUCAAUUGCUAGCGCAGCAAGGUCGAUUUAAAGAGGCCUCGGCGCGUAUGAAUCAAAUCACUCCCGACAAGCUACGCUCUCUAAAAUCAAAUCAAUAUUGGACGUUCUUCUCUGGAGCGUUGCAGCUUAAACGGCAAGUGAAUCGUGAUGAUAAAGUGGCAACCGACUGCCUACUCUCGCAGCUUCAAGCAAUUCAACUCCCAGAUAAUGACACAGCAACACUAUUGGAUUUCCUCCAGGUUGAGUAUUUGAUCCGACAAGGCAAUUACACUCGCGCAUUGGAGAUCGUCGAGCACAUAGCCCAAACCAUCCACCGGGACAACUUUGACAUCCACUGUCAAGUAAAGCUCCUAUGCCUUAAAGCUCGUAUACUUGAGAAGACCUCUCAACCCCAGCGUGGGUUCUCCUUAGCAAUGAGGGCCGCCAGCAUCGCCUACCAGUCGAGGCUUCUGCCUGGUCUUUGGGAAGCUAUCUGCGUCCUAUCCGGAGUCCUUCUCAGUCUUCGGGAAUUCGAAGCUGUUGUGGCAAUGGUAGAAAGUGUUAUGCCUCAAAUUCUCGAGUCCAGCGACUGUGACCUUGCAGCCCGAGCAUACUCUCUUCUAGUGGAUGCAAAUAUGGGCAUCGCGGGAAAUUUACGGAGUCAGGUAUCCGGACACAAUGCUCCUAUUAGAAAGGAGUACAUGAACCGGGCGCUGGAAUAUCUAGAUUGCGCUUAUGACCAGUAUGAAGAGAUCGAAGAUAUUCAAGGACAGUGUGAAAUGAUGGCCAAAAAAGCUACCGUUAUGCAUCUGACCGGUGAUUUAGUCCUGGCGAAUGAUUAUGCGGCGAAAUAUUUGGAUCUGCGGCGGCUCGGUAGCACAGAUAGGUCAUAGAAUACUCGAAUUCAUCUUUUCAAGUUAACUCCUUGUGGAGCCACGAAACCAAAGGAUACAAAGCUUCGAUUCUAACUAGUCAAACUAGACUAACAUCCGCACUGUGGUAGAAUAGUCAAUUUGUCUACAGCCUCCAUCACACCUCGCUCUGUCUGCUGCUCUUUGCGAUAAAUAUACAUUUCGUUGCUCGCCCCAUGCUUCAAGACUCUCCGAUUGAAG